AGAUGGUUAAAAUAUAAUAUUCAAAAAGCUUGACGUCAUUUUGAUGCUAAAAAGAAUAUUAAAUUUCAUACAAUCUAAGCCAAUUUUCAUAAAAAUGUCAGAAGUAUUGGUUGGACCAGUUUCAGUGAAGAAAAGAAAAGGAGAGGAAGGAAAUGACAUCUCAGCUGAAGUGAAGUCCAAGAAAAAAAAGAAAGCUCAUGUGGUUCAGUUAGGCAAAUGUGAGGGCUGCAAAAGAAAAAUAGCAAUGCUUGUUGCUUACAAUGGAAAUGGCUAUUAUGGUGUACAGAUCAAUCCUGGCUUUCCAACCAUUGAAAGUGAAUUUUUCCCUGCCCUGGUGAAAAUUGGUGCAGUACCCCAGGACCAUGCAGACACACCCUCCAAGAUGUGGUUCCAGAGAGGGUCUAGAACAGAUAAAGGAGUCUCUGCAGCUGGGCAAAUCUUCUCAAUGAAGGUUACUUUGGUUCCUGAUCUUAUAACAAGACUAAAUGAAGCUCUGCCACCUCAGAUCAGAGCCAUAGGAUAUGUUCGUACAACAAAUGGCUUUGAUUCUAAAAAGUAUUGUGACAGCCGAACAUACAUGUAUAUCAGGGUUCUCCAAACUUUUCAGUCCGAG
Messenger RNA from Physella acuta, 613 nucleotides. Its product is annotated as pseudouridylate synthase 1 homolog. Gene Ontology annotation, biological process: mRNA pseudouridine synthesis; tRNA pseudouridine synthesis. Gene Ontology annotation, cellular component: nucleus. Gene Ontology annotation, molecular function: RNA binding; pseudouridine synthase activity. The record is from RefSeq and is a predicted model, not a curated record. Lineage: Eukaryota; Metazoa; Mollusca; Gastropoda; Physidae.